AUGGCGGCAAUGGCGAACCUUGUGAAUACCAUGGAGGCUAAUGCUACUGCGACUCUGCAAGCUGUGCAGAGGUUAGGCCAGCCGACCGAAAACGGAAACGGGAUUGGCGAAGGAAAUGUGGAUGACAAUGCUGAAGGAAACGGAGAUAACACGGGAGGCGUCCCGAUGACUUUGGCAACUUUCCUCAAAGUUCAUCCACCAACAUUCCGAGGAUCAACUAAUCCUACUGAAGCGGACCACUGGUUCCAGGCUAUAGAGCGUUGUUUACUGGUGCAGCAUGUUCCACACAAUCAAUAUGUCGAGUUUGCUGCUUAUCAACUUACGGGAGAGGCCCAGCCAUGGUGGCAAGCAGAGUGUCGCUUGCUACAGCUACAGAACGCUGACGUUCCGUGGAAGUACACCAACAAGUUUGAGGAGCUUUGUAGGUUUUCUAGUGUGUGUCAGGGUGCCCUGGAGACUUAUGAAAAAUGGAAGUGUAUCAAGUACCAAAGAGGCUUGAAGAACGACAUCAUGAUUGCUGUGGCUCCUAUGGAGAUUCGUAUUUUCUCUGAUUUGGUGAAUAAGGCAAGAGUUGUUGAAGACUACACGAAGAAGGUAGCCUCGUCAAAGGAGACUUCUGGAGGGAACCCUAGUAAUGAGUGUGAUGAUUGCCUUGGACCAAGGGAACCGAGCUUUAAGAAAGAUGGUUGCGCUCCUCAACAUCUGCAAGGUCAACGGAACUUCAGAAGGGACAACAAUGCCCAAUUUUACCGUAUGAGGGAAGCCCAUCUAUGUUUCACUUGUGGGAAGCCGGGACAUAUAUCUAAGUACUGUCGCCGCAGAAGGGACCGAGAGAAGGGCCAGAGUCAACAAUCAGGCCAUGUCAUUACAUCGGAUGCACGUGAGGCAAUGGGGUCGGAUCCUUCGAUGAGAGUUUCGCGUAAUGUUACAAAAGUAGUCUUUGGUUUUGAAACUACGUCGAAAAUUCUUGGUUUGGAAGAUAUUGUUUAA
Arachis ipaensis is the source of this 990-nucleotide messenger RNA. NCBI's taxonomy places the organism in Eukaryota, Viridiplantae, Streptophyta, Magnoliopsida, Fabales, Fabaceae. The record is from RefSeq and is a predicted model, not a curated record.